Molecule: messenger RNA, 900 nt
Organism: Lottia gigantea (owl limpet)
Lineage: Eukaryota; Metazoa; Mollusca; Gastropoda; Lottiidae
Exons: 3
Cellular component (GO): membrane
Source: RefSeq, a predicted model, not a curated record
UAUAAGUCAUAUGAAGUGAUAACAUCAAGAGAAGAACGAAUAGUGGAUACUAUAUUUAAUGUGGUAGUGAUAUUAUUAGUAGUAAUUGCUAAUGUUGCUAUGGGUUGUAAAGUAGAAUUGCAUGUUGUGAAAGAGACUUUAAGAAGACCUUUGGCACCAGCUAUUGGAAUGUUUUCACAAUUUUUGGUGAUGCCUGCGAUAUCCUUUCUGAUAGUAUAUCUAAUAGAUAUGGAGCCUGGCAUAGCUUUGGGAUAUUUUGCUCUAGGAUGUUCACCAGGAGGUUCAGCUAGUAAUGUUUAUACCUAUUUAUUUGGUGGAGAGGUAUCUCUAAGUGUCACUAUGACCUUGGUCAGUACAUUGGCAUCUUUAGGUUUGAUACCUCUAUGGCUAUUUACUGUAGGACAGAAGGUAAUUUAUAAAGGAACAACGAUGAAUAUACCUUUUUCUAAUAUUUUUAUAUCUUUAACUGGACUCUUAGUUCCUGUUGUUAUUGGUAUUAUUAUACAGAAGAAAAAACCUUCUUGGGCCAAAAAGCUUGUAAAGUUAGUAAAACCAAUUAUUGUUAUAUUUCUGUUGUUUGUUUUUACUGUUGGUGUUUAUGCCAAUUUAUAUAUUUUUGAUUUAUUAGAUCCUAUGAUUUUGUUAGCAGGAGCUCUUAUUCCAUACGGUGGUUUCUUUUUAGGAUUUCUUAUAGCGUUUGUUGCUAGGCAACCUAAGAAAAAUAUAAUUACUAUUGCCAUUGAGACUGGUAUUCAAAAUACUGGAAUUCCCAUUGUGUUAUUAAAGAAUUCACUAGGUCCGCCAGAAUCAGAUAUGAGUAUUGUAGGUCCAGUAGCAUCAGCCAUUUUCACGCCAUUACCAUUAGUGUUUGUAUUGAUUGCUUUGGAAAUAAGAAAACGG